Messenger RNA from Bemisia tabaci, 2235 nucleotides. Its product is annotated as IQ motif and ubiquitin-like domain-containing protein. Gene Ontology annotation, biological process: cilium assembly; flagellated sperm motility. Gene Ontology annotation, cellular component: motile cilium; acrosomal vesicle. The record is from RefSeq and is a predicted model, not a curated record. Lineage: Eukaryota; Metazoa; Arthropoda; Insecta; Hemiptera; Aleyrodidae.
AUGAUAGUGUAACCGUUAAAUUUAUAAUUGAGAGUACACAACAAAUUUUCACAAGAGCCUUCAAUAUUUAUUCGACUGUAUCUAUGCUACGAGAAAGUUUAGCGUCAUUCCUAAAAGUAAACUGUCAGGAAAUAUUGCUGUCCUAUGAUGGAAAACUACUACCUGAAGAAUCAUCACUGCUUAAUGUUGGUGCAGUGCCUUUUAAAUCUUUACAGCUAACCAUCACCGCACCAAGACUUACUGAUGAAAAUUUGCUCUUAGUUCAAAAAAAUUAUGUGCCCAUGGUUGAUAUUAUUACUGUCAAAUUCACUGAUGACUUGGGCCAGGAAAUUGAGAGGACGGUCGAGAUUGAAAACCAAUGUUUAAGUAAGCCAUGGCUAGGUGGCUUUAAGCACACUUUAAAAAAAAAGGAUUAUCAUCAUGCACAGACGCAAACAAAAUGUCUGAAAAAAUUAAAGCAAGAGUAUGCAGAACAGACAGGCACUCCCUUGCUUCAAACAUACUCUCAACAGACGCAAACUCCAUCUUUUCCACUGCGAAAUACAGGUGUUCAGACAGUAACUUCCACUGGCGUCCAAACCUAUCAAAAUGGCAUUUACAUAACUAACCCUUACGAUAAACUGAUAACACCUAAAACAUACCAAACUUACGAGGAAUGGGUUAAUCAAAAUAAAGUCGUUGAAAAGGUUAUAAAAAUUCAACGGUGGGUGCGACGUCAUGAAGUCAGACAAAAAAUAGUCUGGCUCAUGAGGGUAUACAAAUUAAUAGACCAAGAAGAGAGAGAGACAACACAACAAAUAAAGAUAGAGCAACUCGAAGAGGACAAGGUCGAAAUUUCAGAUUCUGCGCGCUCAAAAAGGCGCUACAAUUAUCAAAUCAUUGUUUCAAUGAUAAACGAAUGGUGGAAAAAGGAGAAGCAGCGAAUUACUGAGUCAAAAACAGAAGCACCUCGAAAGGCUGAAAUGUACCAGUUACUGAAAAAAGAGAUCAAUUUGUUGACAGCGCUUCAAAAGAAGCAGAGCGAGAUGCAAAGAGAAAAUAUAGGUAUUACAGACUUGAUGAUUCUAGAUAGGGUUGCAGAACCUGUAAAAUUUAAAAGUAGAACUGGUCAAAUAAUUUACAUAGAUAGUCUAGAAACACAGAGGGCUCGUGAGUUCAUUCAUUUGUAUAAAAAACUGGUCCAUAAAAAACUGACGGUUAGGGACCGUAUCGAAGUUCUAUUAAAGGCAAAAGCUGCUACAACUAAUUCAGAUGAAUAUAAGUUCUCCGAGCAACUACAAAGGUUAAUAGAGCGAGAACUCAGCUUAUUAAGGAUGGGCGCCACAUUUUCUGAAAUUUCAGAACUGCAAAGACGAAUUCAUCAGCUGUUCCUAGACUUCAUCAAAAGGCCAGAAUGCAACCCUGCAAUAGUGAGUAGUGGACUAGAUCAAUUCAACAAUGAUAUGCUUUUCACCUGUAAGCGAUGCUCAAAGUCAUUACCGCUGUAUGAAUUCUCAGCAGAUUCACGGAAAAAUAAAUUGGACAUUUGCAACAAAUGCCUGAGGAUUGAAAAUGUUGCAACUACGCGAAUUGACUUCACACCCUAUGAGCGAAUGCUGAAACUUAUUCGAGAUGAUGAGAUAAGAAGACGGUGUUACUCUUCAACAUGUUUCAUCCUGCAGCCGUACGGCAUUUAUUUUAUAGUCAAUGUUAUCUGGUACGGAGAGUCAGCUCUGAGCGAAUCAGACUAUCUUCCUGACUUGCGGUUGGUGCGCUGGGAGGUGAAUAAAGUCUGGUCACCAUGGAACUGCAUUUUGCUGACUAGAGAGGAGGCUCCUGUUCACUUGAGGAUUUCGGAUAUUCACAAGGUUUACAACCCCAAUUUCAUCCAGAAAAUUCGCUUGAAACAUUACACAACUAAAUGUAAUUUCAAGAUGCUUUUGAAAUCUGAUGUAAAGAUUAAUAACAACAGUUUGUGGCAGAGCAUAAAAGACAGUGGCGAACUAAUAAACUCCAGCGCAAUGAAUAGAUUCAUUGAGAAAAGUAAUAGUGUGGACACAACUGUAGCUAAUUUUGAGAGCAUGAUCCAGAGUUAUUCCUUGCAAGAGGAAUGAACUGUGAACUGAUGCUAGAUGGACAGCUCUAGUAUUUUAAAUAUGUGCGCAAUUAGCUCACUUUUUGAGAGCCUCUUUUAUUUCCAUUGAUUUUUUUCUUUGAAAACUUAUCAAGUUGAAAGAUUAACGUUACAUUAAUUUC